Vanderwaltozyma polyspora DSM 70294 is the source of this 510-nucleotide messenger RNA. It is a transcript of the gene GCV3, whose product is annotated as glycine decarboxylase subunit H. Lineage: Eukaryota; Fungi; Ascomycota; Saccharomycetes; Saccharomycetales; Saccharomycetaceae. The coding region runs from base 1 to 510 and encodes 169 amino acids. The record is from RefSeq and is a predicted model, not a curated record. The transcript has a single exon. Gene Ontology annotation, cellular component: cytoplasm; mitochondrion; glycine cleavage complex. Gene Ontology annotation, biological process: glycine decarboxylation via glycine cleavage system; protein lipoylation.
AUGUUUUCAAGAAUUGCCAGAACUAGUUUACAGAAAUCUUCAUUGAGAUUGUUUUUAAGAGCUCAAUCUACCAACACAUUAACCAAGACCCAGCUUCCAUUCACAUAUUCUGCUUCCGGCCCAUCUUUCAUCAAAUACACUAAUGAACAUGAAUGGAUUGCUGCUCAUGAAGAUGGUACCGCAUUUCUUGGUAUUACCAAAUAUGCAGCCGAUGCAUUAGGUGAUGCUACUUAUGUUGAAUUGCCAGAACCAGAAACUGAAGUUGAAGCUGGUGAAUCCAUUUCAUCUAUUGAAUCUGUCAAAUCUGCAUCUGAAAUUUACCAACCUGUCGCUGGUACUAUUAUUGAAGGAAAUGAACAGUUAUCAGAUUCCCCACAAUUGAUAAACGAAGACCCAUUAGGUGCUGGUUGGAUCGCUAAAAUUAAGUUGAAAGAUAUAAAAGACUUAGAAUCUGGUGAAUUAUUCUCUAUUGAACAAUAUGAAAAUUUUUUAAAGGAAGAUGCCCAUUAA